GCUGCCUGUGAGGGCCGCACAGGGGCCGGUGGCUGCGCUCGUGGGGGCUGUGUGGGCAGGUGCUGCCCCUGGGAAAGGAGGGGGAAGGGGGGCUGUGCCCAGCCCCAUCGCUGUGCUGCUCCCAGGCGGGUUUUUUAAAUGCCAGCCAAAUGUCCAGCAUUUCCUCCCCAGCAGGCAUAUGGGCAGUGAUUCUGUUUUGCUGCAAGGUUCAUACUCUUCCUCGUGCUCCUUUUACUUCUGUAUUUGGCUCACUAUGAAGAAGAAGGCCUCCUCAUUUCAAUGCUUCAGUGUGACCAUGUCUCUUCCUGGUGCGAUCGUUCUCUUCAUGUCUUUUCAUGUCUUCAAGCCAACAUCAGCCCAAUUUAAGGUCAUUGGACCUGAUCAGCCAGUUACUGCCAUUGUGGGGCAGGAAACAGUGUUGCCUUGUCACUUGUCCCUCAACACGUGUGCGGAGAACAUGGAAGUGAGGUGGUUUCAACAUGAGCCUCAGACUUUUGUGCACCUCUACCACAAUGGGAAAGAUCAGUACAGACAGCAGAUGCCAGAAUAUCACGGAAGGACAGAGCUGUUGAAAGAUGGCCUCAUGGAUGGACAUGUUUCCUUGAAGUUUGUCAAUACUAGACCGUCGGAUGAGGGGCCAUAUCACUGCUCUGUUACAGACGGGAUUUCUUAUGCAGAAGCCAUACUGGAACUGAGGGUAGCAGAUCCAUUUUUUCCAAAGGUGAAUCCCUGGAUGGUGGCACUGUGUGUGAUGCUAGUGGUUUUAUUUGGCUUCAUUCUCUUGACUGUAUAUCUCUUCAAGGUUGCAGAGAUGGGUUAGUGAUAGACUUACUGCCCUAACCCGUGCAUUGGAAUUGGGAAAGGACAAAAGGGUGAACAUUUUUACCAACUCACGGUAUGCAUUUGCCACCGUUCAUGCCCAUGGAUUGCUGUGGAAAGAACGUGGGUUCAUUACGGCCUCUGGACAAAGAAUUGCCAAUGGGCCACAAAUUGUAAAGCUCUUGGACACCCUUCAGUUACCAAAAGAGGUGGCCAUACUACACGUAAA
Molecule: messenger RNA, 1048 nt
Organism: Alligator sinensis (Chinese alligator)
Lineage: Eukaryota; Metazoa; Chordata; Crocodylia; Alligatoridae
Product: myelin-oligodendrocyte glycoprotein-like
Exons: 6
Coding region: 179-820 (213 amino acids)
Source: RefSeq, a predicted model, not a curated record